AUGCGGACAUCAUCAUCAUCAUCAUUCCUUUUCCCUUUUACUCUUGUGAUAAUCACCCUUUUCUGUAUUAAUGGUUCCAACUGCGCUAGGAACAGGUGAGUGUCUUAUCAUGUCUGCCAAUUUGGAAGAUGCCUCUUAUUGUUAUGGAACUCAAAUGUUUUUUUAUUGAAGCUCAGGGGCACUCUCUCAUCUUAUAAUGCAUGUUCUAGCCUCGGGACACGUGCAUAACGGGUAAUCUGUCUGAGUGCUUCCGUCCUGGCAAUUGGUAGCAAUGUGUUAGAAAACAUCAAACCUUGAGAAAUGUAAAGGUCUCACUGGAUCAGGGGAAUUGUAUGGCUGACGUUUCGGAGGGCUUGGUCGGCUCUCCAUUCUCAAAGCAUUUUAUGCAGAUGCUCGGCCAGAAUUUGAAAUCGAGAGCCGAACUAGUUGACCCUGAGCAGAUCGAUUUUUCCUCCUUCCACUACCUUGGCCUUCUGAAAUUUGUUUGGGAAUCCUGACAGCCUCCUGCCGGGGGGGAUUUAGUCGAUAGGCUGUAUUUGCUUGGUACUUUUAAGCCCUGUGUGACCGUCCUGUCUUGGUUAUGGCGCAUGUAAUGGCGUAGGACCUCAAGGCCGCAGGAAAGUCCAGGUGUCUGUUGAUAGAGUUGGCAUCUGAGUAUCAAGCCUCAAGUGCGAGGCGUUCUCUCCUUGAGGUGCCCUGGCUUUAGGUAAUUGCUCCUAGGGAGUCAACACUAUGGCCAUUUUCUCCAAUGGAUUUUGAAAACUGUGAGUUUGGGUCUAGCCUUCGAGUUGCCAGUUUGCGCUCACGUAGACGGAUCUGAGAUUUCCGACUGGUGCAUGAAUUACCAGCAUCUGACACUGUCUUUGAUGAUGGGUUCGAGCAUGAAUCCAAAACAUCAGGCGAAUAAACAUCUUGUUCCAGCGAUCUACUAUUCCCAGUUUAUCGCGACGACUAAUGCGUGGGUGUAACGGAGAAUUUGGAAAAUCAAGUAUAAUUAACAUUUUGUAGGAGGAUAAGAGUAACCGAUGCGGCGCGGGUUCUGACCUAGUUCAGGGAUAAAUAAUGCUAACGGUCGCUUGAGCGUCCCUCCAUCUUGUAAAGCUAACCCAACUGGUGAAGAAACAGGACCAUUUGACAUCGCUUUCCUAUACUCUCAGUAAUUUGGUCCAAACUUACUUAAAAUACUGCAAUAUACUUUUUUAUUACAUCCCCUUUAUGGGGAAUAUGUCCUUCUGUUUUUACCGGUGUGGUGUAGUAUACUGUUGGAAGAGUUAGUGCUGUUGAGAAUGCGCCAGAGACUGGAAUGAUGGUUCACGGAGUCAACCAUCUGCACGUUUAAUAAUGCUACCUUUAAAGUAGGCAACACAGGCCCUGUGUGCUAAUAUAUUUUAUGAGAGACGGCAGACGUCCACAUUUAGGCACAAAGAAAGCAUGUGUUUGUUUUGGAAAAUAUACACAGAGUAUACUCUUCCUAGCUUCCCAAAACAGGCAGCAGCACUCAGGCAGAUUAUCCGUUGUGCAGAGGCUGGAACAUUCAUUACGUGAGGAAUAAGGCGGCACGCCUUGGCACAGGCUUACGCAGCAUCAGCCGUCUACGCCCAAUCCCCGCAUUAGAUGGCUAACCGGCUCGGAGAGUGAACUGGUGCCUGGAAGGGGGAAGAGAGAGUGAGGUCGAUUCUGCGGACCUUGCCCCGCUAACGGGAUAGCUCUAGCCUGUCCUGGGGUCGGGCUGCGAUGACUCCUUCUUAAUGACGCCUCUAUGACACUCCUACUCGAGUGGAAUCCGAGCCGUCCCUCUGUUAUCCUGGUGAGACCCUCAGCCACCGUGCACGAAAAAGGCGAGUGUGCCACGCUUAGGGCGGUUGUUUAGCUUUGUCAGUCACUGUGUUUGAUCCUGUCUCUGGUCUUCUUGACGCUGGGCCCAGCUGGAUGAGGGAGGAGGGAGCGCAGUAGAUGCUGUACAAGUCCACCAUGAUUAAAAACUACUUCACACGUAAGUUACCGUGCCUGCGCCCACCCUACCGGUGGACAUUUUCGUCCGCGAAGGUCGUUCUGCCGCCCCCGCCCCCCCUAGUCUGCAUCAAGGACUAGAAUACCGCAAACAAGACUCUGUCGGCGCGGACGUGCUGCGCCCUUCGGUUGAGCCAGUGAAUGUUAAUGUUCAAGUCGGUGCACUGGGUCAUAGUCAAGGGUGACGCCUAGCAGGAGUUUUCGUGCGCCUGCCGACUGACUGAUUACGAAUCGACCCUGUUUACUUGUAAUAGCCGAUCCACGAAGGUAAGUUGCGAUGCCCGCUUUUUGAUGUGGUUAGUUUAUUAUUGAGAACUGCCUACUUUAUUUACCAAAGUAGACGUUGUUUGUAAGUUUUCAGUCGGAAACUAGUCAUGCCCCUCGACGGCUCCAAGCAUCAGUAACACGUUGACACUUGCAAGUAAAGCAGUAGUAGGUGUUUUUGCGAUUAUAGCAAAAGCACCUAAUGGCCUAGGGUGUAAGCGUAAUCAGAGGGCUCAUCACUUUCCUAAAACUUGUAGAUAUCCGGAGUUAGAAAAGCUUCUGACGCAGCUGUGGAUAAAGGACAAGAAUCGCUUGAAUAUUCCUCAGCAUAUUGUCCUGAACUUGCAAGGUAAGCCGCUAGAAUUCCGAGCUUUUGAUACUGUUGGUAGUAAUGCUUCUGUGGAAUUCAGUUAACCGCCGCAACCUAGAUUUUCAAAUUAGGCUCAAAAUUCCAGUUCUUCGUCAGUCUCAAAAAUACUCUUAUCCAAGCUUUCGUAUUUGGGCUUGCUACUGAAAUUGCCUGAGUAAUAUCUGCCUAUUCGGAUAAGUCUACAUGUGUGCCUACUGACGUGAUUUCCCGGUAUACCAGGGUUCGCUUAAAACACUAAUAAUGAACACUUUUCUCCCUUGGGAUCCACAGCUUUCUCAUCCGAGACUAAGUCUGCUGGAAGUCUUAUCGUUGCAUGUUACCAGGUAAUUUGGCUUCCCUGAGAGAACCACGAAUGACUGUCGAGGCAUUCAAAUGACAACCUACUGGCUCGGAAAUAAUUUCACGUGGAGCAUUAUAUAUUGCCGGCGGGUCCUGUUUAGGUCACCGGAAUCGAACCUUGUCGAGAAAACAUCGGGGAGGUUGGGACAGUAACAAUAUCCUUAUUGCAAGACGUGAAGUCCAGGGCGGCAUUCGGGCGUCUUUAAUCGAUGCGUGCAUUUUUUACACUAGUUUCCGAAAAUCUUCUAAAUUCAAACAUAUUUUAUGGAAAAUCUGCAUAAAAAUAUGCUUUAUUGUAUUGGUUUGGUAGAAAAUCACAUUGUCUUUUCAUUUCAGAUCCGAAGAAAGUGUAUAUUUAGGUUUUGAAAAAGGUUCCCGAUUACCGAAUAAUUUUAAGACAGAUCAGACGUUGCAUUAGCGUUUACUGAUUUCAUUCUACAAUGUGCAUAAUUUCUGCGUAAGGAAACUGAUGUAUCCCUCUAAAUCUUUAAAAAUAUACCAUGUAGAGCUCAUAAAAGCUUGCAGUGGACGCGAACUAUGUUGUGCAUUCCAUGAGUAGCACUGGUAAACGGACAUGUGUGAUUAAGUAUGAAGGGACAUCACACGGUCUUAAAAAUUUCAUAAUCAGAAUCUUUUUAAAACCGAACGAUAACCUUUUCUAGGGUAUUAACUAUAAAGGCACUGUUAUUUUCUACCAAACGAGUAAAAGAAGCCAUACUUUUGUGCAUGUUUUGUAUAAAAUAUAUUUGAAUUUAUAAGACCAUCGAAAAUUAAUGUGACAAAUACAUGCUACUUAAGUAGUUGAUGUUUACCGAGUGUAGCUUCCUCAGGAGGUUAGAAAGAAGUGCAUUCAAAAGCAGGCACCCCGGGAAGUCCGAAACUUUAUAGAUUUAUGCCGCCAAAUAAUCAACAUUACAACCCCACCCAAAAAAUCCUUCCUUAUCGAAAACGCAUUUCAGAAUUUCGGCCAAUAUUUCAUGAGAUCGGUCACUCACUGUAAAUUGCUUUGGGCCUCUUCUUGGAAUGGGACACCUAGACAACAAUCAAGAGAGCAUAUUUUGUUGAGCUGCCUGAUGUAGACCUCAAGCGUGAUGCUGAAAACUGUGAAUAACAACCAUUCAGUGCUAGAGAGGGAAAACAGACUUCUGAGCACUCGAAGGAUAAGCCUUGCACAGUGGUGCAUUUUUCUCGUGAUCUCGCCUCCAGCCUCCGAACUAACCGACUGCAGUGCAUGAAAGAAAACCGGUAAGGAUCUCUCGAGGUGCGGUUAUGGACGACUCGAAGAUGCCCAGAUUAUAAGUCAGGGAGUCGGCGUUUGUUUGCGAAAGUUCGUACACGCGGUUUGGGUGGGUGACGAAUUCAAGCGUCCUCUUCAACCGAGGGCCAACCGUUCGGUUUUUGCCCGGUCGCCAAGUGCGUGCGUGCGCCUGGCCUUGUCUGCCAGUAGCCAAUCAGCAGGCGACGCAGCGUCGAUUGGUCUUGAACCCUCACCACGCAGGUGUUAAGACAUUCUUGGAUCAAGCAAUCAAGUGAGGGGGGCGGACUAGGGGUGAGCGGCUGCGUUGAGGAUCGCGAGAGCCGACUGCCACGAAAGCUUCAUUUCGGAAAGGUUGUGGUGGGAGGCGGCGAACCGGGGGUGAAGUCUAUAGUCGUCACUUUCAUUAACUCAUCGCUUUUAGUAAAAAGAGCACUUGACUUCUCCCCCCCCUCCGUCCUCGGUAGCAAACUGAUAAAAAUAUUUUGAGUGUUGAAUCCGUGAAAAUAUGCAAAUGACCUCCAGGUUACUCUGAUCACACGCGCAGAGGAUAUCAGCAAUUUCAUCAGUCUGGCUGCAUUCGUUCUGGUUGUUAAUUUCACACUUUUUUCACUUUCGAUCAACCUGCUUGCUAAAGUACACAUUAAAUAAAAGGCUAAUGACUACCUGCUAUUAUUUUAAAUGGUUGAGACAACGCACUGUCCCACUGUUACUGGAGAGAAUAUUAAAUUACAGGUCCCAUUCAGGGGUCGCGCGAGAUCCCGGACAGAGCGCCCAAACCACUAUUCACUUUUGUUGACGAGGCGCGUCUGAACUCAACUCCAACGUACAGAAGUGAGCAUCACAUUUUUGUCGCUUCAUUAUACUUAUUUUUUCUAAAGUUUAAGAUUAAAACCUUCAGAGUGCAAGUGUUUUUCUCCAGCGUAUGGAAUCCACCAGAUCUGAUACAGUAAGUUGACUGUCGAAGCAGGAUUUUCUAAGUAAUCAAUUUUAAAUCCGCCAGAUGACUACCGGGUAUAGUAGAUUAAUAGGUGAGAACUGGUAGCUCAGGUGGCCAGAGCGUUGCCUAGGCGGAAGCCUUCCUCUUCCUGUCAUGGGUUCGAAUCCCACCGAGUUCGUCAAGUAAUUCACAGGUGAAUAAUAUUGGAUCCUUCAAAAUCUGUCAAAAACACCCAUGCAUAUCCGCAGUAUGAAACUUGCUUUAUUACACGUUUUCUUGCUGUAUUCAGCUUUCUCGCAGUAAUACUCUGAAGGGAUUGGGACAGACAAAAUGCCUAGUCCUAUGGAAGUACAUACCCCAGGUAUCUUCAUGCGGUUCAUUUGACAAGUUGCUUCGGUCAGUAGUAUGUGACAGCUAGACAGAGUUUGUUUCAGGAAGCUACGGGGGAGAACUUGGUAACAUUUAAGGGCUGUACAGAGUAACCGCCUUGUGCACUGUGCUCAUGAAACGACCUAUCGUUCCAACAUGGCGCAUCCCCUCACUGAACACACCCCUCCCUACAGCCGGGGUCUACAGACCCCAAAAUACAUGACAAAAUAACUACCCCGAACCUCCAGGUUUGUGACGACUUCAUCAUGUUUAUUUCCAGGUUUCAUUGCGCUGAAGGACUGCUUCCUUCCCAGUCUUCUUGAUGAAGAUGGAUAUAAUCCCGAAAAAGAACGCCUUCAGGAAGCCUUCCUAGAAAGCGUUAUUCGAACGGACGUAAUGAUGGAAGCAAAACUUUUUCUGGUAGAACGACAGUUAGCACCAUCGGACCAAAACUCUUUCAAGAGCUUUCUACGAACUCUUUGGUUUUCACCAUAUAAACGCGGAAAGUGAGUCAAUCGUCGCUUCUUGAACGGACGCCCACUGUUUGACUAAUAAUGCAGUAAACAUGUUUGCUGAUAUAAUAGUUAGUAGUGUAUUUAUUAACUAAUUUCCAUUUCUCACAGGCGUGAAAAUUCAUGUGGCUUCGAGCACGUCUUUCUAGGCGAGAGAAGGGGGAAAAAGGUCUUCGGUUUGCAUUACUGGCUGACUUUUUACCUUCGGGAGAAAAGCGGCGAAAUCAAUUAUCUGGGUCACAGUAAACAGGUGCGUAUGUUGUGGCAGAAUUGUCACAGACUUGCGAUUUCGCCAGCGACCUGUUUACAAUCUUCACCGUCCGCUAAUGCUCCCUCUGCGUUUUCAGAGUAGGAAUCCGAUCAGCGCCCUCUACACCGUGGCCUUUCGAUGGAACGAAAUCUUCCUGAAGGACUUUGAUCGUUUUCUGGUCGGUACCUCACCGGAAUUUGAUAUGGCACUCUACACAGUCGUCUUUCUGACAGCCAGUCAGCGCACACCAAAACAAUUUCGGUUGGGAGUUUCGCUCAAAUACAACAACAGUCGGAUUGCAAUCCAAUGUUAUAGAAUGGAACCGAAGAAAAUCGGAACAUGUUACAUUGUUUGAACGCGCGGCCUCAAAUUUGACCUUUUUAACUUAGACCUUCCUAGCCUUAAUCAUCGCUAAUUAUUUCAAUCAACUUGUCAUUUUUGUUGACAUUGAUGAGUUUUUUUUUAUUUUUUUCUUCCUCCGCAUCGCAAAUCUGGAUGCCAUUUCGCAGAAUCUCUAUCUAAAUCAUUUAUCGCCCUCCGCUCUCCCCCCCCCCGUCUCCCCAAAAUUUAAUUAUAUUUUUCCUCGCUUCUUCUCGUAUUCUUGUUUUUAUUUCGGGGUUAUACAAAAAAUGGGGAUUACGAAGUCCCAAUGGGAUGAUUUCAGCUAAACAGUAAUUGGAACGAAAUUCUCAGCAGCAGUGGCAGUGAUAUUAAUAGUAAUCGGAGUGCUAAAACCGGUAUUAGUAGUAGUAGUAGUAGUAGUAGUAGUAGUAUUGGUAGUAGUAUAAAUGUAAGUAUUAACUUUUCUUCACCGAUGUUUACUUGCGUCAGUUUGUUUUACCAUACAGGAGAACGGUUUUCAGGCCUUAAUGUACGACAUUCUACUUAUAGUAAAUGGUGUAACUCAUGAAAUGCCGUAAUUGAAAUUUCGGUAUGUAGAAUCCUGAAUGUUUGGUGUUUUUAUGUGUGUCUACUAAAUUGAUCUAGGGUGCAGAAAGCUACUUAUUACAGUGGCCUUUAUUUAACUUCUCUUUUAUAGCGGAAAGAAAGGCCUGAUUCGGGCGAAAUCUGACAUUUUUUGAUAUCGGGACAAUUUUUUACGGUAUCGAAGUGCACAGGUCGAAAACCCAUAUUUAUGCACAGCCAAAACCUUUGCAAGCUAAUAGGAACGAAGAAACGAGUCCCAGGAAGUAGUCAUGAAGAAGGAGACACGAUCGCUGGGACAAGAGCUUUAUUAACCUGACGAUCCCGGAUGAAGGUAGCAUGGCCACUUCAUCCUAUAAAUACCGCAGCCCCUUGUGCAUCAACCACCCGUAUCUGCUUUUGUCUCUGAUGGUGAAUUCGAGCAGGAAUCCGAAAUGUCAGGCUAAUAAAGCUCUUGUCCCAACGAUCUUGUCUCCUUCUUCAAGCUCUGCAAGCGUUUGCUAUGUCAUGCCCAGAAAGACAUGGCCCUCGCAGCCUGGCAUGCGCUGACAGUUCUUCGAUACCUGGUUCCCUGACGGUGGACGCACUGGCGCUCCCGCUGGGUAUACAGGUGGCUGCUCUGUCAUCAAUCUCCUUUUAACCCGUCGUGGUGUUGUUUUUGCUGGUUAAAAUCCCGGCCAGUUGCUGUGUGGACCAGGGGAUGUGGAGUGGAGCACCAAGGUGCGGGUUCGGCCGCGCCGUCCAGCUGCGUUCUCCCCCACCCCCGGUCUCUUUGACUAUUCCUUGACGCGGGGCUCAGGUGGGGGGGGGGGAAGGAAGGAGUGCGGUAGAUGCUGCGCAAGUUUACUCUCAUUAUAAACUAAUACACGCGCAAGGCACUGUGCCUGCUACACCUUGCUGUGGAGCACAUGGUGGGCAUCAUCGGAUGCGACGGUCGAACUGUCGUAAAUGAACAUAAAUACAAACAAUAAAGGUGUAAAAUAAUUCCUUUCUAGUAAUUGGAUUUUGUGUGCGUGUAAAUCAGGUGAAGGCAAAUAUGAGAAAUAUCACUGUUUUCGGGAAAAGUGGAGCGAAUUCAGCUGUGAAAAUUCUGUUCUGCCAAUUUCUGGCGUUCCGUGCCACAGAACUCCGCAAUAGUCGAUUUAUUCUUAUUAUUAUUUCUGCUGGUUGCGCGGUUUAUAGUCAGAUCGUUAGCAACUUUCAAACGUAAAAUUAGUUAAAACGCUCGUCAGACCCUCCUCUCUCAAGUUAUUUCGACAGACCACUAGAAAACGGUCACAUCUGAAAUUCUUUCCCGAAGAUUUCCCUUUUUAAAGAAUUUAGGAAAGCACUACGACCAUGUGCGCUGCUGCUCAAAAUACGCCUCCAUGCGGAGUCGAUCUCGCGACCUUCAAGAGUCCGCUCAUCAGCCCAGACCGCUCGGCCACCUCGGCACGGUCUCCAGCCCUCCCACAAAAUUAUAUGGAUUAUACGGGCGAGCCAUACGCAAAUAGGCUUUGUGGUGGGUGUCAGCUGUUAGCUUCCAGGGUCAACCAUNCGAAGGAAAGCGCAUUUCUCCCUCCCGACUGCGACAUAGUGGACGGGCCAACGAUUGAGCACGCCUCUUUCGCCGAAGCUAUUGUUCGCAAAGAACUGUUGAAGUUGAAUGAGUCUAAAUCACCUGGGCCGGAUGACAUACCGCCCAAAUUGUUGAAGGAACUUGCUGGAGAACUAUCCAAACCGCUGUCCAUGCUCUUCGAAGCUUCGUUCGAAGCAGGCUAUUUGCCCUCCGAUUGGAAAUCAGCGCGGAUCACGCCAAUUUAUAAAGGCGGCAGCAAGGUCUUAGCAAACAACUACAGACCAAUCAGCCUUACUUCAAUUUGCUGCAAAAUUAUGGAGAAAAUAGUAAAGCGAGAAAUAAUGCACUUCCUAGAAGAGCAUAAUCUGCUAUGCGAUGCCCAGCACGGAUUUCGUAGAGGCAGAUCAUGCGUGACGAAUCUACUAUAUUGUUUAGAUCGCUGGACCCGGGCAGUCGAUGGCAGCAAUGCAGUGCACGCAGUCUACGUCGACUUUAAGAAAGCAUUCGACAGUGUACCCCAUCAGCGUCUCCUGUACAAACUAAACCGAACAGGCCUGAGGGGUAAUCUCCUGAGGUGGAUACAAAGUUUCUUGAUCGGUCGCUCUCAAAUCGUCCACGUCGGUGACAGGCAGUCGGCGGAGGUAGCGGUUGAAAGCGGUGUUCCACAAGGCUCCGUUCUUGGUCCUACCCUAUUCAUUAUAUACGUCAACGACUGCGUCAGCGAACUGAAUUGUGAUGUCGCCAUGUUCGCUGAUGAUGUUAAACUUUGGAGCGUCAUCCGAACUGAAUUUGACGAAGAGCGCUUGCAGGCAGACCUGACCCGACUCGAGAAGUGGUCACAGGACUGGCUGUUGCCGUUUAAUGUGACUAAGUGUAAUGUCAUGCGAGUCGGCAGGACACGAUCUCUGAACCGGAGGGUUUACCACCUAAACGGCGUACCAUUGCAGGAGGUAGACGCCCAGAAAGACUUGGGGGUGUGGGUAACGGCUUCUCUAAAACCGUCGCUUCACUGCUCCAAGGUAGCCAAGUCUGCGAUGUCAGUCCUUUAUCUUGUCAAGAGAGCUUUCUCUACCUUCGAUGAGGACUGCUUCGUUAAAGUCUUUCGGACUUUCGUACGACCACAGCUAGAGUUCGCCAUUCAGGCGUGGAAACCGUGGACCUCUAAAGAUCUCAGCAUCCUCGAGAAAGUUCAGAGGCGGGCAACCAAACUCGUAGGUGGACAGGGUUCACUACCCUAUGAAACCCGAUUGUCCAAUCUCGGUCUCUUUCCACUGAGUUACAGACAGCUAAGAGGCGACCUUAUACAAACAUUCCGUCUACUGCGCGGCCAGGACUGCUGUCUCGUACCUACUGAUUUCUUUGAGUUAGCGACCACAACGAACCUCCGAGGUCAUCCACUUAAACUACGCGUAACUGGCGCCAAGCUGGACACUCGGAAGUUCUUCUUUUCAAACAGAGUGAUCGAGGACACUCGGAAGUUCUUCUUUUCAAACAGAGUGAUCGAGGCCUGGAAUGCUCUGCCUGCAGGUGUCGUCAUGUCCACCUCCGUCGAGGCUUUUAAGCGCAACUUGGACCAGAUUGCCACCAAUCGUCACAAUGCCACCUGA
This is a messenger RNA of Spirometra erinaceieuropaei, 10398 nucleotides long. The record is from the annotation of a GenBank genome assembly. NCBI's taxonomy places the organism in Eukaryota, Metazoa, Platyhelminthes, Cestoda, Diphyllobothriidea, Diphyllobothriidae.